UUCGACCUUCAGACCGAAUCGCCAAAACGCGAACGAGGGGAGGGAGAGAGGCACCUGCUGCGUCCCGCUGCCGAGCGUGGCACUGCCUGCUGGCCCCACUGCCGAGCGUGGCACUGCCUGCUGGCCCCACUGCCAGAGCCCAGGAUCCCAGCUCCCAUGCCUCGCUCUGCAGCUGGAGAAACAUCUGUGUGAGCUGCUGCCCGAGGAGGCCCCGUGCUGGUUGCCCAGCUGUGAGGAGAAGGCACUCUUGUGGCUGGCUUUAUGAUCGUGGCCUGGAUGGAGCCCUCCUCCACCGCCCUGGGGAAGACAAAGGAACUCAUCAGGCACGGCCGGGAGAGGAUAGGACAAACCAUCAAGGCCUCCGGCUCCAGGCUCUGCUCAUAUGCUGAACGAGUUGCUUUUUUAAUGGAUCGCUCCCGGAGCCCAGAUAAAAACACCCAGCCUUCAACACCAACUGACAACAUCAACCUUGGACCUUCUGCAAACCCAAAUGCCAAGCCAACAGACUUUGACUUUCUGAAGGUUAUUGGCAAAGGAAGCUUUGGAAAGGUCCUCCUGGCCAAGCGCAAGUGCGAUGGGACUUUUUAUGCAGUCAAAGUCCUGCACAAGAAAACCAUCCUGAAGAAAAAGGAGCAAAACCACAUCAUGGCAGAACGCAAUGUGCUGCUGAAAAAUGUCAAGCACCCCUUCCUAGUGGGGCUCCAUUACUCCUUCCAGACCUCAGAGAAGCUUUACUUUGUGCUUGACUAUGUGAAUGGUGGAGAGCUCUUCUUCCACUUGCAAAGGGAGCGCUGUUUCCGUGAGCCCCGGGCCCGCUUCUAUGCUGCAGAAGUCGCCAGUGCCAUUGGGUACCUGCAUUCCCUAAACAUCAUUUACAGGGACUUAAAACCUGAGAACAUUCUCCUGGACUGCCAGGGACACAUAGUACUGACAGACUUUGGACUCUGCAAAGAAGGAAUGGAGCAAGAGGAGACAACAACUACCUUUUGUGGCACUCCUGAGUACUUGGCUCCUGAGGUGCUAAAGAAGCAGCCCUAUGACAGGACAGUAGACUGGUGGUGCCUAGGAGCUGUCCUCUAUGAGAUGCUGUUUGGCCUGCCUCCUUUUUACAGCCGGGAUGUCUCUCAGAUGUAUGACAACAUUCUGCACAAGCAACUCCAGAUCCAAGGGUGCAAGACUGUGGCAGCUUGUGACAUCCUCCAAGGACUUCUCCACAAGGACCAGAAGAGGAGGCUGGGUGCCAAGACAGACUUUCUUGAGAUAAAGAAUCAUGUGUUCUUCAGCCCAAUAAACUGGGAUGACUUGUACCACAAGAGGAUUACUCCUCCAUUCAACCCCAAUGUGGCUGGUCCAGCUGAUCUGCGACACUUUGAUCCAGAGUUCACCCAAGAAGCAAUCUCUGCCUCCAUCACUCACACACCUGACCUAGCAGCCAGCAGCUCCAGUGCCUCAGAUGCAUUUUUAGGCUUUUCUUAUGCACCAACUGAAGAAGACAUCUAGGUUUUACAAUGGCUUUGAGAAGCCAAUUUUUAACUGAAUAGGUUUUAUGUUGGUUG
Molecule: messenger RNA, 1556 nt
Organism: Dryobates pubescens (Downy woodpecker)
Lineage: Eukaryota; Metazoa; Chordata; Aves; Piciformes; Picidae
Gene: SGK2
Product: serum/glucocorticoid regulated kinase 2
Exons: 15
Coding region: 262-1500 (412 amino acids)
Biological process (GO): protein phosphorylation
Molecular function (GO): protein serine/threonine kinase activity; ATP binding
Source: RefSeq, a predicted model, not a curated record